Molecule: messenger RNA, 4668 nt
Organism: Pipra filicauda (Wire-tailed manakin)
Lineage: Eukaryota; Metazoa; Chordata; Aves; Passeriformes; Pipridae
Gene: AOPEP
Product: aminopeptidase O (putative)
Exons: 12
Coding region: 965-3010 (681 amino acids)
Cellular component (GO): nucleolus
Molecular function (GO): zinc ion binding; metalloaminopeptidase activity
Source: RefSeq, a predicted model, not a curated record
GAAGCUUUUUUCUUGUAUUUGAACCUAUGGUUCUAAUUCACAUUGCUGCUUUUUGUAUUAAGUGGAAAAACAAUGUUAUACAAAUAUCAUUCCAGGAAGGACCAUUACUCCCCGUUUCCCGUUCUUUGUGCCUUUUAUGCAACUCUGUUAUGUGCAGGUGAUCAAGAGUGACUCUGUUCAUGUUGGCUACCAUCUGCUGUUGUGGUUGUUUUGUGAACAUCUUGUCUUCUAAAAUAUUAAAACAUGUAACCAAAUAAUUAGCUUGCCUUAUAAUUUUAUGACUUACAAAGUACAUUUGAUAAGGAAACAGCAUUGAAUGUGAGGUCUAUUUUUAAAGUAUACUAGUUAUUUGUUACAUCUCUGUGUUGAAGAAGUGUCACGCAAAACAGUGUUUGUAAAAUGAUCAUCAGAAGUUUGUAGUAGAAUUACAAUUCCUGGUUAUUUUUUAUGCUUAGAGUCCAGUUAGUGAACCACCUUUUCUAAAAUUGAAAUGCAUUACUUUCACAAAAAUGAAAAGCAGAUACUCAUAUUAUGAGCAUAACAUAGCAAAGAAUCCUGCAUAAUGUUGAAUAAGAGAAGUAUCUAAAAAAAAAGACUGCAUGACUUUUGCACAGUGGUCAUAGCAAAACAAUGAAUACAUGACAGUUUAACUUCUGUGAUGAACUUCUGCUUCUUGUUGCAACAAAUGUUGAUGCAUUUUCAUAUUUUCAUGCUUUUAUAGGUAUUUACAUGUUUUCCAGUGAGAAGACCUUUUGUUUUGCUGUAAAGCACUUUUGUCCGGAGUGUUGUGAGUUUCCAGCUAUUAAGAAUGUGAGAAGUGGAGAAACUACAAUUAAUUUCAAGACUCUAAUAUUAUUCAAAAUUAUUUUUGGCACUGGGAAGCUGAAUAUUCUUCUCUUUCUGGAGACAUCCUAUGUAAGAAUUGUCUAAGGCUUUGUAAAACUGUUGCCCAAUAGACUGGAACAUGGAUCCACAGCUAGACCCCAUGAAGGAUGACUUGCCUUUAAUGGCAAACACCAGCUACAUGCUUGUAAAGCACUACGUGUUGGACUUGGAUGUGGAUUUUAAAAGUAAAGUUAUUGAAGGCAGCAUAGUUUUAUUCUUUGAGACUGGGAGCCAGCACAGGAAAAACAGCAGUACUGGCAGAGAAUGCUGCCAGUCAGAGUUUGAUCAGUCCCAUAAAAUGAGGGCAUCUGAACCCUGCCACGUUCCUGUGACAAAUGUGAGUGCCUGUUCAUCUAAAAUGGAAUAUAAUGGUUUUGCUGUCAGUGGUGAAGGUGAAGAAGAUACUUCUGAUGAAAAUGGUAACCAUAGCAACAGUGAACAGGCUUCUGGGAUUUCCAGUUCAGAGGACUGCUGUGACAGAGAGAAUCAUGGGAACCAGGAUUUUGUGCUGGUAUUGGACUGUUGUGAUUUAUCUGUGCUAAAGGUUGAAGAGGUAGAUGUUGCUGCUGUGUCAGGCAUUGAACAAUUUACAAGGCCUGCCAAGCUAACUGAUGUUUCAAAGGAGCUGGGAAAUCUCAGGAAUCACAUUGUCCAUGAACUCGUGGCUCUACCUGCAAAGCGCUGGGAGGAACAGCUGUGCUGUUUUACUCACUGCAGCCAGGCACCUGGCUGUGGAGAGCUUCCCUUUGCUACUGGCCCUUGGAGCUUGGAGAUCAGGAAACCAGGAAUUGGGACUCCAGCAGACUUCCCUCACGCUAUAAGAAUAUGGUACAAAACCAACCCGGGUGGAAGAUCCGUGGCAUGGACCACAGACCAGAGUGGCAGGCCAUGUGUUUAUACGAUGGGAUCACCAAUAAACAACAGAGCCCUUUUCCCAUGCCAAGAGCCACCCAUUGCCUUGUCAACAUGGCAAGCCUCUGUCCGAGCAGCUGCAGGCUUUGUGGUGUUAAUGAGUGGGGAAAACUCAGCAGAACCAGUCCAGCUUCCAGAAGAUAUCUUGAGCUGGUACUACUAUGUGUCUAUGCCAAUGCCAGCAUCCACCUUCACCAUUGCUGUGGGGUGCUGGCAGGAAGUUAAGCAGCAGUCCUUCACGGCUGCUAUUCCAACAAACACUGAGUUUUCAUUGCCAUCUGUACAAGCUGAUUUCAGCUGGCAUGAAGCAAUGUGUGGCCAUGUGGGAUAUCCCUGCCGUUUCCAGAACCCUGCAGUGAGCUGGCAGGCAGUCAUUCCUCACAGAGUCUUCUCUCCCUGCUGCCUCGUGGAGCUCUGCGAGGAACGUUUGCUCCCGCUCAUCCCUCAGUGCCUCUCGGCUGCUUUCUCCACGCUGGGUACCCACCCCUUCUCCAGGCUUGAUGUUUUGAUAGUUCCUUCUAACUUCUCCAGCCUGGGAAUGGCCAGCCCACACAUCAUCUUCCUGUCCCAGAGUGUCCUGCCAGGAGGGAGCCAUCUCUGUGGAACUCGUCUGUGCCAUGAGAUCGGUCAUGCUUGGUUUGGGCUGGCCAUUGGUGCUCGGGACUGGACUGAAGAGUGGAUCAGUGAAGGCUUUGCCACUUUUUUAGAAGAUGUAUUUUGGGCUAGGGCACAACAGCUCUCCCUUGAAGAGGUAAAAGGGCAGCAGGAGCUGAAAGCUUUGCUUCGCUGGCGCCGCCUCAGGGAUGAGGUGCAGAACUCUGAGGAAGAGCUGCAAGUUUUGAGGCCCAACAAGGAGAGCACAGGAGAAUUGAGUGAGUCUGGAGCAUCUGUUGUCAAAUAUGGUCUUAAAGCAGAAAAAAUCUUCAUGCAGGUUCACUAUUUGAAGGGUUAUUUCCUUUUGAGAUCUCUGGCAAGGACAGCAGGAGAGGCCUCAUUCCUUCUGUCUUUGCGAAAAUUUGUCCGUAAGUUCCACGGGCAGCUCGUCCUUUCUCAGGAUUUCCUUUGCAUGCUGUUGGAAGACAUCCCUAAACAAAAAAAAUCCGGGUUAACUGUUGAAAGUAUCUUCCAGAACUGGCUUGACACUUCUGGAAUACCAAAGUAUCUGAGGACUGUUGGAAAGCCUAAAAUGGUAUUGAUUCAAUGUUCACCUUAGGUAAAACUACCUUCUUGGUUAUCAACACUGACUGUCUUUGCAUAAGAGCAGCACAGAGGAACUGAAGUUAUAGACAACAUAUGCAAAGUGCAUGAUUAUAAUUUUUCACUUAGUUAUGAAAUAUCUCCAUUAGCCAUCACAGCCAGAACAAUUUAAAAACGGUUUCUGUUUCAAUGUAAAAUGAAACAGUUGUCUGUUGCACAAAUCUCCUAUUGUUUUCUAGGCUAUGCACAAUUCUGAAAGUUCCUUUUAUGCUUGGGAUCUGAUCUGGCUUGAAGAGGAACUGGUGUAAACCAUUGCCUAAGUUAUUUACCAGGAUAUUAGGCCUACCUUCACCCAAUUGGUAGAAAGUGCUUCUUUCUCCUCCCAUUUUUCAAAAUUUAUGUUUAAUCCUGAUGUUGCAAGACUGAAGGAUCCUAGCGUGCUUUGACAUGUUUUAACUGUUAUACAGGACAGCUCCAUUAGUAGUCUCUGAAACAAAGUCUUCACAAGUGAAAAAGGACACAGAGGAUCGACUAAUCUCUUAAUUUCUAUUGUGAAGGGAUUUAAUAAGACAGUCAGUGUCAUGUGGACAGCCAACAGGACAGUUGAUAGAGGGUAAUGCAGUCAUUCUCACUUUAAACUGGGUGUACCAUCACUCUUUUAUCUGGUGUAAGUAAGUUUUUGAAGUACAGAGGAAUACAGUAGGAGACCAAAUGUUCUUAAAAAAUCUUCUCCCCCCUACCUCCCUUACCCUCCUUCUCUCCCUUCUUCUUUUCCUCUUCAUCUACUCUCUCUCUUCCAUGCUCUCUCUUCCAAUCCCAGCAAAAUUUCCUAGUCUGGUUAUGAGCUAAAUCUUAUUGAAGCAUGAAUAAGUGAACAGUUGACUGCACAAGCAGCGUGGUGUGACUGCAGCUUGUUAGGCCCACCCUGUUUCUGUCCCUGCCCUCUUCCCUCUGCGGGUGUCUGCACUGGCAUGUUGGCUCUCACCUUGUGCUGCCGGGCUGUCAUCUCAGUAGCUGAGCGUCCCAGGUAGGAUGUGCACAGCAGCCAGCUCCAGGGAACCCCAGCUGUUGGCUCCACAGGGUAUAUUACCAAUAGAAAAAGUCAGUAACAAUUCCCCUUGAGUUUCCUUCACUACUCUGCAGCUAUUAACAAGAAAACAGGAGCUGCCUCUGGGGUUUAACACACAGUAUAUUUGUACGUUUAUGGAUUUUCAUCCCAAAUCAGCUUCAGGGUCUGCAGGUCUGACAAUCAGUGUCUCUGGUAAUUUUUUUUCCCUGGUUUUCUCCAAACAUUUGACAGGAAAGAAAGUGUAAUUCUUUAAAGGAUUUAAAGUAUAAAUAUGUUUCAUUGUUUCUAUGGUUCAGUGUUUCCCAUAACUACUUCUGUGGGAAUAUUCAAUCUAAUUUGUUAACUGAUCCAAGGAAAUACUGUUUAGGUAGUUGCAUUCAUUUGUGUUUGCAAUUAACAUCAUUUUUUGUUCGUAAUUUUGUUCAUUCUCUUUGAACUAUACUCUGUUCUUCUUUCUUCAUUCAAAUGCAAUCAGUUCAAGAGUCAAGUUAUAGGAACUUUCAGAACUAUCAUAGUAAAAAAUUUGUCAUGGCUUUACAAAAUAAAAAUAUGUUACUCAGUUUCAAGUAGACCUUGUGAGUACAAAAUAAAAAACUAUAGUAAGA